Molecule: messenger RNA, 934 nt
Organism: Aspergillus ochraceoroseus IBT 24754
Lineage: Eukaryota; Fungi; Ascomycota; Eurotiomycetes; Eurotiales; Aspergillaceae
Exons: 5
Coding region: 1-660 (219 amino acids)
Source: RefSeq, a predicted model, not a curated record
AUGAGGAAGUUGCCGGAAGAGUCGGAAGUGGUGGACAAGACGGCAGAUGAGCCGGAAAUCAAUAACUCAUUGGUGAUUUGUGGUGGUGGUGGUGGUGGUGGUGAUGAUGAUGAUGAUGAUGAUGAUGUCUUUGAGCUCCCGGGGAACUGUACGUAUAUUAUCCAAAACCAAGUCAAGACACAAUCCGAUGAAGCAGGUAGCUACCUAGGCACUUCUCAACAGGAAGCUCUGUCCGGCCAUGGUGCCGCCAGUCACCCGGUUAUCCGUCAAGAAAAGGAUCUUCUUCUAGAACCCGGGAACCGCUUAAUAAUGCAGUGGCUUUUUGUGAUCCGUAUAUCCGCUUGGGAGCUUAUGCUUAUUCCUAAUGGCUCCGGAGUCCGAAAGUCUAGAGAGUAUGGAUGGGAUGGACCUUUUUGGUCCAAGUCAGCCACAAGUGAGCUAGGAGUUACUUUGAAAUACUCCAAGAAUCCUGUCACUGAACUGGCAAAUAACAAUGAUCUCCUCCCGUUGCUCGGGGGCUCCUGCAACGUCAUCGCGCAGCCCUUGCGACUGGUGAUCCCACGGGGCAUCCGCAUAGCCGUGAUGGAUGAAAAACGGGGCACGGGCUCGGGUAUUUCGCGAUUUGGCCAUCUCACAGACCUCCGAAUCUCAAUAAUCUAGGUAGGUGCCACAAAGGUAUCCCUGGAUAUUGGUUCAGAAGAAGCGAUACGUUCCACGGUGGGGUAGCACUUACUCGACCUUAAUCCGACUUAACCUAGAUUAUCAUGUCCCUUUUUUCAGUCAAUUUAUGCAUCUAAACUCUUUGUUUUGUUCAUAAUUAGCUGGUAACCCACGUGAUAUUGCCACUCACGGUCAUACCAGCCUUCCUAUGGACUUCCGCCGACAUAUCCGGUAGGUUAUAUAGGGUUUGGGCACGAAAAUUGAACCGAAUUGU